Scaptodrosophila lebanonensis is the source of this 277-nucleotide messenger RNA. RefSeq lists its product as uncharacterized. The coding region runs from base 27 to 209 and encodes 60 amino acids. Lineage: Eukaryota; Metazoa; Arthropoda; Insecta; Diptera; Drosophilidae. The transcript has a single exon. The record is from RefSeq and is a predicted model, not a curated record.
CUAGUUACGGGCUCAACUGUGGCAUCAUGGUGAAGAAGCACAAGGGCACAUUGGCUGUCAUUGAGCAGAUCUAUCAGGACAUACCCGCUUUCUCUGAUGUCUUCACGGAGGAGAGUUUCUACACAUUCGCCUUUUGUUUUGUUUGCGCCACCGUCUUGGUGGCCUUUAUAUUAUCCCGAUUUAUAACCAUUAAGCCUGUUGAAUUUUAAAACAUGAGUUGCGUCUGCCAAAGCAAAACAUUUGCACUUGCACAUUAAAAUUUAAGCUUUAAAAUGUA